Messenger RNA from Suhomyces tanzawaensis NRRL Y-17324, 1137 nucleotides. RefSeq names its product Golgi transport complex subunit. The transcript has a single exon. The record is from RefSeq and is a predicted model, not a curated record. Bases 1 to 1137 code for a protein of 378 amino acids. Gene Ontology annotation, biological process: intra-Golgi vesicle-mediated transport. NCBI's taxonomy places the organism in Eukaryota, Fungi, Ascomycota, Pichiomycetes, Serinales, Debaryomycetaceae. Gene Ontology annotation, cellular component: COG complex.
AUGACUACCAUCAAGAACGAACUCGAGGACUUCGAGGCGUUCCUCGAGGCCGACUUCCAGGAUUCGGUCUUCGCCAGGGAUUUGCUUCUUGCUACCAAUGGCAGUGACGGACCCGAGCUCGAUUUGUCUACACCCAUCAAAAAGCUCCAGUUCGAUAUCCAAGAGUGUGAAAAGAGAAUGAAGGCCAUUGCCGCCAGCAACUACGAGGCGCUUGUGCAGAACUUCUCCAAGAUCGAAGGCUCCAAGGAAUUGCUUGACGGCAAGAUCAACAGCGGCAUAAAGCAUAUCAACUCGUCUUUUGACAGAAUCAAAACAGGCGUGAUCCAGCCGUACGACGAGGCUGUCCGGCUCAACAACGCCUUGAAACGCAUCCAUGUGACGUUGGACUUGUUGCGGAGCUCCAGUUACUUCAUUUUCCUUCUCCAGCAGUUAGAAGAGCUCGAUAAGGCCGACUCCAACAUGGUCCGCCUUGCCCGUUUGAUGGUCCAGAUCCACGAAUUCUACGUCAAGGAAGAGAGAGGCGCCACCAGAGGCGCCAGUCUCCUCCGCAUCCGGCUCAUCAGAGACUCCAGAGCCGACAUCGAGAACAAACGGCUCGAAUUAAGAAGCCGUUGCGUACAUGCCAUCCAAGCAGUCCACAACAGCAACUUCAGUCCCGAUAACCAGGACCUCCACAACGGACUCGUCAGUCUCUACAUUCUUGACAAGAAGGACUUCUUGUCGGUUUUGGAAAAAGCCACAGUGAAUCGACUCGUGGACUCCUCGCUGACACAAUUGUCUCGAUCGUUACAGUCGCCCAGAAACUUCACAGCCAUCGUUUCGGACGUCAAGCACAGUUCCCAGGAAUACUUCGACAAGUUGGCCAUCACCUUGAACAACUGCGAGGUUCCCAACGAGAAUCUCUUCAAUAGCGUGCUCGAGCAUUGGGGUGGAAAUGCACUCACCGAGUCCUUCUGGAUUAAGUUGACAUCCAAGUUCAAAAAGAACAUUGCUGCCACCAUGGCAAGAGGUGGUCCAAUUGCUAAGAACUUACGUGUAUACUAUCCUGGAAUCAAAAACUCGUUGGUGGACACUUUUAACGUGGAAAGUGAGCGGAACUUGGUGCUUGAUGCCGUUUCGAUCAUCCCUACAGAGUAA